This is a messenger RNA of Macrosiphum euphorbiae (potato aphid), 249 nucleotides long. Lineage: Eukaryota; Metazoa; Arthropoda; Insecta; Hemiptera; Aphididae. The record is from the annotation of a GenBank genome assembly.
AUGCUCACGGCUUCUGCACAGGGUCACGGAGAAACAUCACCGUGCCGGUCGUCAUCACUCAUCGGCGGAGAAGGCGGCGGAAGAGGUGUAACAAAAUUUUCCGAGGUUACCGCAGGAGGCGGAGGUAGUUGCCUCCUGACCGGAUGUAACGGUGGCGGUACUGCGGCGGGUGUGAACGACGCGGACGUCACAGUAUCAGCGGCGGCCCCCGCUGAAAUAGGUACUAUAUUAUUAUGUUAUGGGUAUUAG